AUGGCCAUCACAUUGUCCUGGAGACACGCCGUUCUGGCAUCCACUCUUUUGUUCGGUCAAGCAGUUCAGGCUGUCCCUGCUCCUCAGGAUGGUGCUGUUGUUGUAACUGUCACAUCCGAGGCUGUGGUGGUCACCGAGACCGCGGUGGCCGAGACGACCGCCGCCGAGACCGUCGCCGAGACCACAGCUGUUGAGGAAACAGAGGUGGUAGUAACCGAGACUCCUACCGCAACCGAGGAGAUCGAGGAGAUCAUCUCCACCAUCACCGAGGCAACCGCUACAGCCACGCCUGUUGUUAUCGUCAACGGCACCGAGCCUGCGAGGGGAAAGAAGAACAACAACAAUAACAACAACAGAGGCAAGGGCAAGAAUAACAGCAACAUCCGUCUUCAGGAUCUGCUCCAGCUUAUUGGAGGAGGCAAUGCCAACAUCAACGAUCUCUUGAGGCUCAUCGGAAUCGGAGGGAAUGGCCUCAACCUCGGCGCCGGCAACAACAACCUGAACCUUGGCGGACUUCUCAACUUGAUUGGCGGCGGCAGAGUCAACCGUGUCGUGCGGGUCGAUGACUCCGACGACGAGCUUGAUAUCGAUGACGUCGAUGACAUCCUGGAGCUGCUCCUCGGCCAGGUCCUCAGAGGCAACGGCAACGGCAACGGUAACGCUCAGCUCAACCAGCUCCUCCAGCUUGUCACUGGUCAGCUCCAGGGCCAGGGCCAAAACGUCAACAGAGGCCAGCUCAACCAGCUUUUGGGCUUACUUGUUGGUCAGGCUCAGGGCAAGGGCAAGGGCAAUGCUAAUGGUGCUAUCAAUGACCUUCUCAGACUCGUUGGUGCCGGUGCCCAACAGCUUCAAGUUGGCAAGGGCAAGGGCAAGGGCAAGGGUAAUGCCGCUGUUGUUCUUGCGCGUCAGGCACCCGAGGGCAAGGGUAAGGGCAAGGGAAAGGGAAAGGGAAAGAACAAUGGAAACGACACCGACUCCGACACUGACGGCAUCGACUCUGACACUGAUGGCGAGGACUCUGACAGCGACUCUGACAAUGGCAGAGGCCGCAUUGGAAAGAGGUCGAUGAGAAACGGGCAGAGAUUCUACCGUCUCUAA
Messenger RNA from Podospora anserina S mat+, 1098 nucleotides. RefSeq lists its product as uncharacterized. Bases 1 to 1098 code for a protein of 365 amino acids. The record is from RefSeq and is a predicted model, not a curated record. The transcript has a single exon. NCBI's taxonomy places the organism in Eukaryota, Fungi, Ascomycota, Sordariomycetes, Sordariales, Podosporaceae.